AUGAGGAUCAUACCAUGCUUCGUUUUAUUGUUUGGGCGCAUCACUGACAACACAACAUUGGACUAAGAUGAGCAAAAUUAGCAACUUCCAAAAACAGAGAAUUCCUAACCCUAAACCACUUCAUGAACAAGAAGAUGACGAAGAACUUGGGACAGAAGCAAGGAGGCUAGCUUUGUCGGGAGUGCUUCCGAUGGUGCUGAAAUCAGCGGUUGAGCUCGGUCUCGUCGAUGCCCUCCACAUGGCAGCUGAGGAAAGCACAGGCGUGUACCUCUCACCUUCUGAAAUCGCCCUCCGGCUACCUUCUGUUCCGACAAAUCCAGAUGCUCCGGACAUGUUGAACCGUGUGUUGAGGUUACUGGCGAGCUUCUCAGUCGUCGACUGCCGUAUGGUCCAGACCGGAGAGAAGCUGGAGAGUGUGUACCGAGCUAAACCGAUUUGCCGGUUUCUAUUGAAAGAUGGAGACGAAAAGGGUUCUUUGGGACCUUUCCUCUUGCUUAACAAUGAUAUCGUCAACGUCUCCUGCUGGAGCCAUUUGAACGAAGCGAUACUCGAAGGCGGGAGCACGUUCCACAGAAAGUACGGCAUGUCGUCCUUCGAGUACUUUGGAGCGGAUGAAAGGAUGGGAGGCUUAUUCGACAGGGCGAUGUCGGGUUUUUCAAAGCUGUUAAUAAGGAAGUUUCUAGAAGUUUAUGAAGGCUUUCGGGGUUUGAAUGCGUUGGUCGACGUGGGAGGCGGAAUCGGAGCCACCCUCGGCCUAAUCACUGCGAAAUAUCCAAAGAUUAAGGCCAUAAACUAUGAUCUCCAUCAUGUUAUUGCCAACGCCCCUCCUCGUCCAGGUGUGGAGCAUGUCGGUGGAAAUAUGUUUGAAAGCAUUCCCAAAGGUGACGCCAUAAUCUUGAAGUUUGUCCUCCACAAUUGGAACGACGAAGAUUGCUUGAAGAUCCUCAAGAACUGCAGGAAGGCUCUUCCAAACAAGGGCAAAGUGAUAGCGAUCGAAGCGGUGUUUCUCGAGACCGAUGGUUGUUCCGACAUCACCGCACUUGAUGAUGUGACGAUGUUAGCUUUUCUCGAGGGAGGGAGAGAGAGGGCUAAGGCCGAGUUCGAAGCUUUAGCUCUAAACUCGGGCUUUGCCGCUUGUGAACUCGUUUGCUCCGCAUACGGAUGUUGGGUUAUAGAGUUCCACAAGAACACCUGAAAUGGACCGACCGCAUCAUAUGGCAACGGGAGACUUGUUUUCCAUAAUUGAAAGAUAAUGGAUGUGAUUGUUAAAUAUCUAUUUACCCGUUAAUAAAAUUCUACACUCGUUAGUUUUAGUUUC
Molecule: messenger RNA, 1318 nt
Organism: Tarenaya hassleriana
Lineage: Eukaryota; Viridiplantae; Streptophyta; Magnoliopsida; Brassicales; Cleomaceae
Product: indole glucosinolate O-methyltransferase 1-like
Exons: 4
Coding region: 68-1195 (375 amino acids)
Biological process (GO): methylation
Molecular function (GO): O-methyltransferase activity; S-adenosylmethionine-dependent methyltransferase activity; protein dimerization activity
Source: RefSeq, a predicted model, not a curated record